Molecule: messenger RNA, 438 nt
Organism: Magnolia sinica
Lineage: Eukaryota; Viridiplantae; Streptophyta; Magnoliopsida; Magnoliales; Magnoliaceae
Exons: 2
Coding region: 143-415 (90 amino acids)
Biological process (GO): protein retention in ER lumen
Cellular component (GO): membrane
Molecular function (GO): ER lumen protein retrieval receptor activity
Source: RefSeq, a predicted model, not a curated record
UAAUGUACCUUCUAGAUUUCCAUUGAUGAAAUAUAUUAUGCAACUAGCAUGCUAAUUCCUGCUGCUGAAGCAUGGAGGAAUGCAGGCGAUAGAUACCAUACGAAUUCUGCAACUAGCAUGCUAAUUCCUGCUACUGAUUAACAUGGGAGUAAUGCAGGUGAUACCAUGUGCUUUACUUGCAAUUGCUGUUCAUCUAACAACUACACACCAUCUUUUCAACAGAAUCUCAUGGGCCUUCUGUGUUUACUUGGAGGCUGUAUCAGUUUUACCACAACUACGUGUCAUGCAAAAUGCAAAGAUUGUUGAGUCCUUCACCGCUCAUUACGUAUUUGCAUUGGGCGUUGCUCGAUUCUUGAGCUGUGCACAUUGGGUUCUCCAGGUGUGGUUUCCAACAAAUUACCCUUCUGAAUUGUAGAGUUUGUUGAAUAACACGUGUUU